GCGCCCGCAGAGGAAUAACCUGCAAGGUCGGCCGCGGCGGGCAGGUGGCGAAGGAAGGGAGCACGCCGGCCCACCUCACACGCUGCAAUUCUAGACAAACACAGUUCACCGCCGACAUUCCUCCCGACUGCAGCACCGACACUAACCACUCACCUCAUUUAAGCGCCGGCUGAAUAACGAUGAUGGCCUGUGCCAGAGAAAUUUGGUGCACUGCUCUUGUGAUCGGCGGGCUGCUCGCGACGACGCUUGCCACGCCGGAGCUCUUCAUGGACUGGGAGGGCCAGCGAAUGCUCAGCAUUACCUCCGAAAGGUGCCAGGUUUUUGUCGACAGCAAUGAUAUUUCGUAUAUGAUGCAGCGCGGUUCGAUCCGCCACAUCGGCCAGCAAGAAAUGGGAUUCAUGAUCAAAGCGUGCGGAAUGAUGCACAAGCCGAUCCAAAGCCGACCCUCCCUCUUUGUGUAUCCCGGAACCAAGUGGUGCGGCUCGGGCAGCACAGCAUCGUCGUUUAAUGAGCUCGGCGCCCUCUUCAACGAGGACCGCUGCUGUCGAGAGCAUGACUUCUGCCCGGCCAGCCUGAGAGCCGGACAGUGCAGAAACGGAAUUUGCAACACUUCACCAUUCACACGGUCUCACUGCGAGUGCGACGUGCAGUUCAGACGCUGUUUGCAGUCGGUUGGCUCUGCGGCGAGUCACGCGCUGGGCGCUCUGUACUUCAACAUUGCCAGGGUUCCGUGCUUCAGCGAAGUGCGCCAGUCGAACAGGGUGGCCCGUCUCGGCUUUGACACUGGAUGUGACGGGCGCUACUCGCAAUGCUUGGGUCCACCCCGAAGGGAAACGCAGCCAAUCUAUCGCUAUCACUCGCUCGCUCCAUACUCAUUGCCUGGCUUCAGCAAUCCAUUCAGCAGCAGCUUCUCAUCUCACCCGUACUCUGUCGGACCAACCGGAAUCUCGAAUGUGCUCUUCGGUGUGUUCCGACUCUUUGGCGUCGUCUAGCAUUAUUUCGUCAAAAAACACCAUCUGGAUAAUUUAUUUCUAGCCAUCUAGUCAGCCAAACAUGGAAGAGACAGCCUAAAUAAUUUAACUACAAAUACUAUGGUACCUCACAAUGUUUGUGAUAAAUGGGAAUCUUUUGUAAUAAAACCGCUCGAUUUAAUUAUAA
Molecule: messenger RNA, 1158 nt
Organism: Cloeon dipterum
Lineage: Eukaryota; Metazoa; Arthropoda; Insecta; Ephemeroptera; Baetidae
Product: group 3 secretory phospholipase A2-like
Exons: 6
Coding region: 180-992 (270 amino acids)
Biological process (GO): arachidonate secretion; phospholipid metabolic process
Source: RefSeq, a predicted model, not a curated record